This is a messenger RNA of Pogona vitticeps (central bearded dragon), 3528 nucleotides long. NCBI's taxonomy places the organism in Eukaryota, Metazoa, Chordata, Lepidosauria, Squamata, Agamidae. The record is from RefSeq and is a predicted model, not a curated record.
UUGAUCACAUGCACUCUGUCAAACUUGCUGUGGGCUGCAAAGAAAGAGCUCAAGAGCUUUUAACCAAUUCCCUCACAAGAGAUCUCCGCUUCUGUUUCGCUCAUGAUUUUUCUGUGUCUUGGAAUUUGUGGGGGGCGAGGGGGGAAACCGAAGUGGAAGGUGGAGGGAUGAAUAGGAACAAACGCAACCCAAACAAAUUUACCAAUCGUACGGGCCAAACCAAGAAGUACGUAGACUCUCCACCCCCUUUCGGUGUUCUUCGCUCCUUUUGCUACCUCUAGAUAUAAGAUCUACCUCACUUUGGGGUUUCCUGCAAGAGUUCUUUCAUCUAGAGGCAAGGAGGAAAGGAGAGCCUUGAUAUUGCUUUGUGGGUUCAACCUCAAGGAGCUACCUUCCCAAGAUCCGAAAAUUCCUACUGCCAAGAUAAAGACUGAUUGAAAGGGAAUGAUAAGAUGGAGAAUUCAUCCAAAGAAAACACUCAUUUCUUCUCAAAAAAUGCAGUGCUCUCCACCGACAGGUCAUCUUCAAGAUCAGAGUCUUCAGCUUCGAAGGAGAAAGGAGCUUUCUGUGGUGGAAUGAAGAUUUUUCUUUGUGCGUUAUCGUUUGUUUACUUUGCAAAAGCUCUCUCAGGAAGCUACUUGAAAAGUACCAUUACCCAAAUUGAAAGAAGAUUUGAUAUCCCUUCGUCUCUGGUUGGUCUCAUAGAUGGGAGUUUUGAGAUUGGGAAUCUUUUAAUAAUCAUUCUGGUGAGCUACUUUGGAGCCAGACUUCAUCGGCCAAAGAUAAUUGGAGUUGGUUGCCUCAUAAUGUCAUUUGGAACGUUCCUGAUAGCCAUGCCACAGUUCUUCAUGGGUCGCUAUAGGUAUGAGGUAUUUUCUUCCACCUCCAAUUCAACUGUCAGCAUCUCCCCAUGUCUACAGGAUCAAAACCAAAUACCACUCUCAGUCUUGGAAAGAUCUCAAGCCAAAAGUCAUGCAGGGUGUGAAAAGGAAUCUGGCAUUUCCAUGUGGAUCUACGUUUUGCUGGGAAAUCUCCUGCGUGGAAUAGGGGAAACACCCAUCCAGCCUUUGGGAAUUGCAUACAUCGACGACUAUGCCACCGAAGAGAGUGCCGCCUUUUACAUUGGAUGUGUGCAGACCGUUGCAAUUAUAGGCCCCAUCUUUGGUUUUCUUCUGGGAUCGCUGUGUGCCAAGCUGUAUGUAGACAUUGGCUUCGUAGAUAUGGAUAGCAUCUCCAUAACUCAUAAAGAUUCUCAGUGGGUAGGAGCUUGGUGGCUGGGCUAUUUAAUAGCAGGAGCGAUCAGCGUCCUUGCUGCUAUCCCUUUCUGGUUUUUACCAAAGCACCUUCCAAGGCCGGAGGCCCGAAAGGAUUCCAGCACUUCCUCUGAGCAAUCCAAGUUCAUUAUUGAAGAUAACAGAGAACAUCACAUUUCCUACCAAGAGGAAGUCAAGUUUCUGGAGUUGGCAAAAGAUUUUCUCCCUUCACUGAAAAGCCUCUUUGGGAACCCUGUUUACUUUUUAUAUCUCUGCUCCAGCAUCAUCCAGUUCAAUUCACUCAUUGGCAUGGUGACCUAUAAGCCCAAAUAUAUCGAGCAGCAGUUUGGACAAUCGUCUUCAAAGACAAAUUUUGUUAUAGGUCUCAUCAAUAUCCCUGCCGUAGCCCUUGGUAUAUUCUCUGGGGGCUUGAUUAUGAAGAAAUUCAGGCUGAACGUUUUGGGGGCCGCCAGGCUUUCCUUGUUAUCAUCUCUCUUGGGUUACCUGAUGUUGCUUCUGCUGUUCGUCAUGGGAUGCCAGAAUGCCGAGGUGGCAGGCCUGACCAUCUCCUACCAAGGUGACAGAAAAGUCUCCCCUUAUGAGCAAGUCCUGUUUUCUGCAUGCAACUCAGAGUGCAUAUGUUCCAAAAAUGAAUGGGAUCCAAUAUGUGGGGAAAAUGGGAUCACCUAUGUCUCAGCUUGCCUGGCUGGAUGCAAGACAUCCAAUGGAAGUGGGAAAGACAUGGUGUUUUAUAACUGCAGCUGUGUGAAAAUACCAGAGUUUUCAUCGAGGCAUUCCUCAGCUGUGGUCGGCCCCUGUCCAAAAGGAAACGAAUGUCCAAAAAUGUUCCUCUAUUUUCUGGCGGUGUCAGUGAUCACGUCUUAUACUUUAUCCAUUGGAGGCACUCCUGGAUACAUUUUACUUCUAAGAUGCAUUAAUCCACAACUCAAAUCUUUUGCCCUGGGCAUCUAUACUUUAGCUAUAAGAGUUCUAGCUGGAAUCCCAGCUCCUGUUUACUUUGGAGUCUCGAUAGAUACAACUUGUCUCAAGUGGGGAAGCAAAAGGUGUGGAGGCCAAGGAGCCUGCAGGCUGUAUGAUUCUAAGGCACUUAGGUAUAUCUACCUGGGUUUGACUGUUGUUUUGGGCACCAUGUCCACCUUUCUAAGCAUUGCUGUCCUGAUCGUUCUAAAGAAAAGAUACGGACCACGCAGUGAAAGCAUCACAAUCGGUGGAGAGAGGGAAACCUCUUCUGCAAAGAGGAGCAGUGACUUUGUCAACAGCGACCACUCCAUUCAGACAACUUACUGGCCAGAGAAGGAAACACGACUUUAGGAAGACUUGAUGUCUCUGGAAAAAAAAGGUUUUGUUGGAAGCAGGAAAUUCUGACUUAAGCUCCAUUAUAAAUUCAGGGGUUUGGAUAAGAUGUGGGAAGAGAGGAUGUAACUUUUUACCAAAUGUCUUAAACUUGUAAAUACAAUACACUUUUCUAGAACCUGUAGAGGCCACAAAAUGCUCUUUGCCUUUGUAUUUCCUAAAAAGAAAAAAAAAAUCACACACCUACACAGAGUAGAACUUAUUCUCUGCAUGUAACAGAUGAUAGACUUGGUGUGUAAAUGAACGGAGCGACCAUUUCUACCCUUUCUUGAAAUAAUCUUUCAUUUGGAAGAAAAGUUCUAGCUGGCCUGCUGUUAGGGCAGGAUGGUCCAGAAACCAUGAAGAAGAUGAGAAAAUUAGAAAAGGUAUGCUAGAUCAUAUCAAAAGCCUAUCUAAUUCAGCCUUUGGUUGACACAGAAGAUGUCCAGAUCCCUCCAGGAAGUCCACCAGCAGAACAUGAGUUCAAGAACACCAUCCUGUUUGUGCUCCUUGACAACCAAUGCCUAAGAAUGCUCCCUUCCGCAUUGCAAGUAAUAUAUAGCUGCUGUGGUUUAUAGCCACUCAUAUUCUUUUCCGUCUCCUCAUCCAUGUGUAAGAAGUAGCCCCACCCCAUAUCUUUAUGCUUCUGCAGAAGAGGGGAAAUGGUCUCAUGAACACAGCAGGGAGACAUUUUGUCUCAUGUGCCUUGCACAUAUAUUUCUUUACAACCUUCAAGAUAGAACCCUCACUGUUUAAUUUAGAAGGAAACCGACAGCAAGCACCCUGAUUUUCCAGGUUGUGGAAUUCUCCAUGCCACCCAUUUCUGUGCUUCAAAAGUAUGACUGAAGAACAUGCACAGACCGGAUCAGCUUGUAUAUAUACCGUAUUUUUCUGUGCAUAAGAUGCCCCCAUGUAUAAGACG